Messenger RNA from Lotus japonicus, 561 nucleotides. RefSeq lists its product as uncharacterized. The record is from RefSeq and is a predicted model, not a curated record. Lineage: Eukaryota; Viridiplantae; Streptophyta; Magnoliopsida; Fabales; Fabaceae. Bases 1 to 561 code for a protein of 186 amino acids. The transcript has a single exon.
AUGGCAGAUCUGGACAAUCCGUAUUAUCUUCAUCCUUCCGAUCAUCCUGGUUUGGUGCCCGUUUCACAACCUUUGUCCGAUGACAACUAUGCAUCGUGGAAGCGUGCGGUGACUCUUGCAUUGAAUGGCAAAAACAAGAUUGGUUUCGUUGAUGGCACAAUUGUGCAACCACCUCCAGAUGAUCCUCAGUUUCGUGCCUGGACUCGGAACAACAAUAUUGUGGCUUCUUGGUUGAUCAACACGAUCAACAAAGGAAUCUUUGCAAGUGUCAUUUACUCCACUACUGCAGCUGAAAUCUGGAAUGAUUUGCAGACUCGGUUUGAGCAACAGAGUGGACCGCGUGUCUUUCAGCUUCGCAAGGAUCUUAUGCAUUGUAUGCAAGGUCCACUCUCUGUGAGUCAAUAUUAUACUCGAAUCAAAACACUUUGGGAAGAGUUAGGUGAAUAUAGGCCAGUUCAUCAUUGUAAUUGUGGUGGUGUGCAACCUCUGCUAGAUCAUUAUCAUAAUGAGUAUGUUUUGAUGUUUCUCAUGGGACUCAAUGAGUCUUUUUCUCACAUCUGA